AGAACGAUGCCUUAUCGAACACUAUUUUUAUUCAGGCAUGCGCAGUAGGACUGUGACGUAAAAUAUAAAAAUCACGUGGCGUUCACCAAGUUAUCUACAUAAAACUCAGCCUUCUUCAAGGUCUGUAUUUAGGGAUUUUUUCCCCUUCUCGGCUUAGUCCAAGUUCUUCGAUUACAACCCCGAUUUCGUCAUUGCAGGACGAUUUUAUGAAGUUGUCGAAUCAUACAGGUUGGAAUCAACUAAGUAGGAUCAAGAUUCCGCUAUCAAUACAACCUCAUAGCAGGCGCGAAGGCCUAAGAGACGUGAGGAGUACUAACUCAAAAAGGUUUAUGACGAAUACAAAGGUUCGGUUUGCUAGUCCAACAAGCAAUUACUUCAGGCGAUUAAAAAACAGUAGACUUCACAGAAAGCACAUAUCAACAUGGCUCUGGUCAACGUCAACCGCAAGAACAUGGACCAGUUCUACCGCUACAAAAUGCCUAAACUCAUAGCUAAGGUGGAAGGCAAAGGGAAUGGCAUCAAGACAGUUAUUGUGAACAUGCCAGACAUUGCCAAGGCUCUGUCCAGACCACCCUCAUACCCCACCAAGUAUUUUGGCUGUGAGCUUGGAGCACAAACCCAGAUAGAUCUGAAGAAUGAGCGUUACAUUGUCAAUGGAGCUCACCAGGCAGACAAGCUACAGGAAAUCCUGGAUGGGUUUAUUGAGAGAUUUGUGCUAUGUUCUAGCUGUGAAAACCCUGAAACUGUACUGGUUGUUGAUACUCGCAAGGAAAGAAUUGGCCAAAACUGCAAGGCAUGUGGUCAUCAAGGAUUCAUCAAUCUUCAACACAGAUUGAUAACAUACAUCUGUAGAAACCCCCCUACUGGUGAAACUGGUACUCCGUCCAAGAAGGACAAAAAGGAACGUCGGAAGAAGAACCAGAAUGGUGAAUCAAGCCCCACUCAUACCGAAAAUCAGACCAAUGGUGUGGACAAGUUUGACAUCCCUGAAAUCAACAACCAUAUACAUGCAUCUGCUGAGGACGACUGGUGUGUGGAUACUAGUGAGGCUGCUGUCCAGCGUAGAAUGGAAGACCUGACAUCUGGUGUCAAGGGUCUCACCUUCACUGAUGAUCUUGAGAGGCCCGAGGAACAGAGAUUCAACAUGUUAUAUGAGUUUGUCAAGAGUAAGAAAGAGUUGGGUAAAGUAGACAUGACUGGUAAGGAGAUAGUGGCAGAAGCAGAACGCCUAGAUGUGCGUGACAAAGCAGUACUGGCCAUCUCAGAGAUCAUGUUUGAUGCACACAUGCUGAAGCAAAUCCCUAAAUACAGGAUGAUCUUUCUCAGGUUUGUGAAUGAGAAUCAUAAGGCACAGAAGUACCUGCUUGGUGCAUUUGAGAUGCUGGUCGGCAAGUCUUACCCGAAGGAGCUCAUGCCCAAAGCAGCACACAUUCUCAAGGCUCUCUAUGACAAUGAUCUCAUUGAGGAGGAGAUUGUGCUUCAGUGGGCUGAAAAGGUACACAUCUUUAAGGUUUCCAAAAAGUAUGUGAGCAAGGAGAUCUCCACUCAGAUCCACGAGAAGGUGAAGCCUUUUGUCCAUUGGCUGAAGGAAGCUGAGGAAGAGGAGUCAAGCGAAGAGGAAGACGAAGAGGAGGAUGACGACCUGGUGUACGACAACAAGGCAGAGCAACUCAAAGUGGUGGUGGAAAAGCAACCUCAGCAAGCCAUUGAAGAAGACGAGGACUUUGACAUUGAUGCGAUCUAACUCUACUGUUCACAUAGCAAUUUUAGCGCUGCAUUCACUGUUAGCAUUAUGCUGUGUCCUUACCUGAUUUAGCUAUUCUCUAAGCAGGCUUUGCCUUCUCAUUUCCGAUGCCUCUCGUCUGUGUAAGUCUUUAUUUAUGACAAUUCACCUAUCAAACUAAGAGAUUUCGUAGUUUGUGUUAUACUGUAAGACUGAUGGGUUAAAUGAAACCUUGAUUUGUAGUGGUACCAUUAAAGUAACUACUGGAUAAAACUAUUGGUCCAGACUAAAUGUUUAUAGUUUCAAGAUAGUAAUAUCUGAUUUAUUAGUGCCGAAAGAAAAUUAUCUUUGAUCGUUCGUUUCAGACAGUAUUAAUGCAUGCAAUAUGCCCUAUUGGUUAUGUUCGUUAAAUAAAUUUUUUUGGAAUUAAA
This is a messenger RNA of Nematostella vectensis (starlet sea anemone), 2154 nucleotides long. Its product is annotated as eukaryotic translation initiation factor 5. The transcript has 11 exons. Bases 422 to 1744 code for a protein of 440 amino acids. NCBI's taxonomy places the organism in Eukaryota, Metazoa, Cnidaria, Anthozoa, Actiniaria, Edwardsiidae. Gene Ontology annotation, cellular component: cytosol. The record is from RefSeq and is a predicted model, not a curated record. Gene Ontology annotation, biological process: formation of translation preinitiation complex; formation of cytoplasmic translation initiation complex; translational initiation. Gene Ontology annotation, molecular function: eukaryotic initiation factor eIF2 binding; GDP-dissociation inhibitor activity; translation initiation factor activity.